Molecule: messenger RNA, 2205 nt
Organism: Cryptococcus wingfieldii CBS 7118
Lineage: Eukaryota; Fungi; Basidiomycota; Tremellomycetes; Tremellales; Cryptococcaceae
Product: U3 small nucleolar RNA-associated protein 3
Exons: 4
Coding region: 1-2205 (734 amino acids)
Biological process (GO): maturation of SSU-rRNA from tricistronic rRNA transcript (SSU-rRNA, 5.8S rRNA, LSU-rRNA)
Cellular component (GO): small-subunit processome; nucleolus
Source: RefSeq, a predicted model, not a curated record
AUGGGCAGGAAGAAGUCUGGAAAGUCAUCACUGUCCGCUUCAAAGCCCACUGCGGCCCCAGGCGCGCGCAUCAACAGAAUGGAAAUUUACGAGGACACCCUCGAGCCAGGAAGCGUCGACGACUUCAUGUUCAAGAGGGACCAGAUUAGUUUCAACCCCCAGGAUGAAUCGGAAGACGAGGACAUCAACGAAGACGAGGGCGAAGAAGUUUUGAGCUUGGAGGGCGCCCGCCGCCGUGCCCGUGAGGAACAGGAAGAAGAGUAUGACGAGGAUGAAGAGGAGCAGCCGGCUCCUGUCAAGAAGGGUAGAAAGGAGAAAGUCAAGGUCGACGCCUCCACUCAGGGUCGAUACGGCAAGCCCAUCGUCUCCUCCGAUGAAGAAGAAGAGGAAUCGUCCGGCUCGUCGGAUUCCGAAGAUGAGAACUGGGGCAGACAGUAUUACUCCAAGCCAAGUAACAGGCGUGAGAAGGAGAAGGAGGGUGAAUUUGGAGAUGAGAAGAGGGAGGAGGAGAGGGACAUGGAGGAGAGAGAAGUCAAGAGAUUGCAGAAGAAGCAGAGAGAGGUCUUGGGUGGCGAUGAUUUCGGUAUGGAAGACCUUGAAGAGCAGCCUUUGGUCAGCGAGGUGUCUCAAGACGUCCUUGACAGUCUCUCUGUGGCCGCCCCCGCCGCGCCCAAAACUGCCGAUGGCCCUGCUCUUCUCCGACAUUUGCAAGCCCACGAGCCUCUCAAACUUGCCCUCACCAGAGAUUUCCCCCUCGUCGUGCAGAAGCUUGAGAAGACUGCUCGAGGUAUCAAAAAGAUGGAGGAGACGCCAGAACAUGAAGCUGAGCUGCACAAGGGCCUCGGAUGGUUGCAUUACCAAACACUUUUGACAUACGCCACUACCCUCGCCUUCUACAUCCAUCUCGAAUCUCUCCCUGCGUCCGACCGCCCCGACAUUCCCAUCAUCCCUCGUCUCUUUCAACUCAAACAAGGCGUCACCAUGCUCGAAGACCUCGACUUUGACGCUGCCUCUUCCUCUGGCGAAUCCCUUGUCCUCUUUGACCGAUUCGGAGAUCUGGAUAAUUGGCUGGAAAGCGGUGAUGACGAGUUGAAGGAGGGCAAGCUGGAGUUGAUCAAGAGGAUGCAGGCUGUCAAUGGGGACGGCGAGCUUGUGGGUCUGGAAGAUGACGAGGAGGCUGAGGAUGACCUGUGGCAGAACGAGGGUCUGGAUGAAGAUGAGCUCGCGGAGCUUCUUCAGGACGCUGGCGAGGAUGCCGAGGACAUCAAGGCUUUGGCUGCCAAGGACAUCAAGGCUUUGGCUGCCAAGUCCUCGAAGAAGAAGAAGGAGAAGAAGAGCAAGAAGAGCAAGAAGAGUGCCGAGGAAGUCGACUUUGCGGCCCUGCUUGAAGAAGGCGAAAAGCCAAAGAAGUCCAAAAAGACCAAAGACUCCGAGGUCUCUUCUUCGACCCCCGCUUUUGCUCCCCUUGCCGAACCUGACUUCUUCCCCUCCAAGAAAUCCAAAUCCAAAUCCAACAGCGACAACUCCGACGUCCUUGGAGACCCCACUGCCCUCACAGAUGCCGACUACACCGAUAAGCAGAGCAGAAAACGCUCUCUUGCAUUCCACACCUCCAAGAUCAACUCUACUCUGGCUCGCCGUGCCGAAGGUCGUGCAAAGAGGAUGGGAGGCGAUGAUGAUUUGCCUUAUAGGGACAAGAGGAAGGCGAGGGACGCUGCUUUGAGAAAGAACGGACCGAGUGCGGAGGGCGAGGAUCUAGAGGAUAUCAGUGCUGGGGCAGAGAAAACAAAGAAGCGGGCGAGGGACGAGGAUGCCGGAGAUGGCGAAGGAGACGGGGAAGCGAACGAGGCGGAUGGCUAUUACGAGCUGGUCAAGAGACGGAGAAGGGAAGAGAAGGAUGCCAAGCAAGCAGAGCAUGAUGCUGCAGAGGCCGAGCUUCUUGCUGAGCGGGCAGCUUACGAUGACGAGUCCGCCGAUGGUCCUCGCACCAUUACCCGUGCCAUCGAGAAGAACCGUGGGCUCACACCACGUCGUACCAAGACGGGCCGUAACCCUCGUGUCAAGAAGAGACAGGCGUACGACAAGGCGCAGAAGAAGGUGGCGAGUCAGCGUAGUGUGUACAAAGGUGGUCAGUCUGCGUACGGAGGAGAGUACAAGGGAGAGAAGACAGGUAUCACUCAGGUGGUCAAGUCGAGAAAGUUCUGA